AUGAAGUCUUCCGUUUUGUCUACCCUUCUUCUUGCCGGCCUUGCUGUCGCUGCUCCUUCGACUCAGAAGGGUUUGGCUCGCCGUGCCGCUCGCCGCUCAAACCCAGCCUAUCUUCCCAACUCCUUUGGUGUGGAGCAGUUGAACAUCACCGGUACCAAGCACGUCGAGUACAGCUCUAACUGGUCUGGUGCUGUCCUUAUCGGAACUGGCUACAGUGCUGUCACUGCCGAAUUCACUGUCCCCACCCCCCAUAUUCCCAGUGGUGGCAGCAGCGGAACACAGUACUGCGCCUCUGCCUGGGUUGGUCUUGACGGGGACACCUGCGGCACCUCCAUUCUCCAGACUGGUGUCGACUUUUGCGUUCAGGGCAGCUCCGUCAGCUAUGAUGCUUGGUACGAGUGGUACCCCGACUACGCCUACGACUUCACUGGUAUUAGCAUCUCUGCUGGAGAUCUCAUCAAGAUUACUGUGACUGCCACCAGCACCUCUUCCGGUUCCGCUGUCGUUCAGAACGUCAGCAAGGGUACUACUGUUACCCACAACUUCUCUGGUGAAUCCGACAAGCUCUGCGAGUACAAUGCUGAGUGGAUCGUGGAGGACUUUGAAGAAGGCGGCUCCUUGGUUCCCUUCGCCAACUUCGGCACCGUUACCUUCAGCGGUGCUAAGGCUACCAAGAGCGGCUCUUCCGUUGACACCACUGGUGCUACCAUCAUCGACAUUGAGCAGAACAGCAGCGUUCUUACCUCUGUCACUGCUUCCGGUAGCACUGUUACCGUCAAGUACGUUUAA
Messenger RNA from Talaromyces marneffei, 789 nucleotides. RefSeq lists its product as uncharacterized. Gene Ontology annotation, molecular function: glutamic-type endopeptidase activity. Lineage: Eukaryota; Fungi; Ascomycota; Eurotiomycetes; Eurotiales; Trichocomaceae. Gene Ontology annotation, biological process: proteolysis. The transcript has a single exon. The record is from RefSeq and is a predicted model, not a curated record. Bases 1 to 789 code for a protein of 262 amino acids.